GCUGUUAAAUGUUAAGUGCAUUUUGCCUAGUCUCAAGAAAAGCAGAUACCAGAACCCUUCCAUGUUAAAACUAGUGAGGACUUGAGUUACUUUUGAUUCCUGUCAUGGUUUAAACUAGGCACAUGCAUAGAUAGCAUUUUAUUUUCUUUGGAGAUGCAUCAUCAAAUGUGUAAAGAAGCAUGCUAAGCACACGCAUAAGGGUAUAUGAACUGGCAUACAGUUCUAGUGCAUUGGGUAGAAGGAGUCAUUAUAGUCUCCCUCAUCUGUAAAAUAAGGUGUCACAGGCAAGUGCUUUUACAUUUUACCAGAUAGCAUAAUCUUUUUUCAGAAGCUACAUCACUGACACAUGUGCUGAAGUUUAAAUCACACCCAUUCAUACAUGAUCACCAGUAGAAGUUGAUUCUUUCAGCACUUUUUUUGAAUUUGUGGGUGGCUCUUAAAAGAGCCUUUUUGUGUUACACAGAUGUUCUUGUUGCAGGGGGCAGGGGACAAUUUUCUUCAUUUGCCUUUGGGCUUGUGGCUCUCAGUCUUCUUAGGAAGUAACACAGCCUGGAUAUUGGGCAAGACCCCACCCUGGGCAAUAGUGACUCCUCCCAACAGCUUGUUCAAUUCCUCAUCGUUACGAACCGCCAACUGGAGAUGACGGGGGAUUAUCCUAGUUUUCUUGUUGUCCCGGGCAGCAUUGCCAGCCAACUCCAGUAUUUCAGCUGUAAGAUACUCCAACACUGCAGCCAAGUAUACAGGGGCUCCAGCACCAACUCGCUCAGCGUAAUUCCCUUUACGGAGAAGGCGGUGGACACGGCCCACAGGAAACUGGAGUCCAGCUCGGGAUGAUCGGGAUUUAGCCUUGGCUCUUGCCUUACCCCCUUGCUUGCCACGACCAGACAUCGCAGCCCUGACUCAGCUCUACUCAGACACACAAGAAAAAAUAAAAUGGCAAUUAAGAAAAAAAGAACAACCGGCGCCUUUUAUUCCCUCCUUGCAUAGGGAAGCAUGAUUAGUGAUUGGUCAAAUCUGUCACCAGCAUUUUAGAGCCAAUAAGAAUACUAUUUCUAAAGGUGACCAACUGGAAUCGGAGGAGCAGUUUCUAUCCAAUAAAACCCCAGAGGUGACAGCACUCUAAUUUGCAUGUGCGUGCGCACUACUGACGAUAUAAAAAAGCUGUCUUCAGCCAAUAGAAACGUCAAGCUUUGGAACCCUUCAUUUGCAUAGAGAGACUAUAAAUACAGGCGUGAGAUGAGUUAGCCUUCUUCACACUUGGUUUUUUUCUUUUUGCUUGAAAGGGAAAGUAGUGAGUCUUCAUCCAGGAUGCCUGAGCCGGCUAAGUCUGCUCCCGCUCCCAAAAAGGGGUCAAAAAAGGCUGUAACUAAGACCCAGAAGAAGGGAGACAAGAAGCGCCGCAAGAGCAGGAAGGAGAGUUACUCCAUCUACGUCUACAAGGUACUGAAGCAGGUUCACCCUGAUACUGGCAUCUCUUCCAAAGCGAUGAGUAUCAUGAACUCUUUUGUGAAUGAUAUCUUUGAGCGUAUUGCUGGGGAGGCUUCUCGCUUGGCUCAUUACAACAAGCGCUCCACCAUCACUUCCCGGGAGAUCCAGACGGCUGUGCGUCUUUUACUGCCUGGGGAAUUGGCAAAGCAUGCUGUCUCGGAGGGCACGAAGGCUGUCACCAAGUACACCAGCUCCAAGUAAGCAGACUAUGCUGCUGAACAAGGCGACCGAGAACCCAAAGGCUCUUUUAAGAGCCAC
Rhineura floridana is the source of this 1746-nucleotide messenger RNA. RefSeq names its product histone H2B 5-like. The coding region runs from base 1309 to 1689 and encodes 126 amino acids. The record is from RefSeq and is a predicted model, not a curated record. The transcript has a single exon. Gene Ontology annotation, molecular function: DNA binding; protein heterodimerization activity; structural constituent of chromatin. Lineage: Eukaryota; Metazoa; Chordata; Lepidosauria; Squamata; Rhineuridae. Gene Ontology annotation, cellular component: nucleosome.